Messenger RNA from Pomacea canaliculata, 689 nucleotides. Its product is annotated as cytochrome c oxidase subunit 5B, mitochondrial-like. The coding region runs from base 41 to 451 and encodes 136 amino acids. Gene Ontology annotation, cellular component: mitochondrial envelope. Lineage: Eukaryota; Metazoa; Mollusca; Gastropoda; Architaenioglossa; Ampullariidae. The transcript has 4 exons. The record is from RefSeq and is a predicted model, not a curated record. Gene Ontology annotation, biological process: mitochondrial electron transport, cytochrome c to oxygen.
CCGACAAGCGAGAUUCUACGAGAAAACCUGUUAUUUCAAGAUGGCGGCGUCAUUGCUUCGGACAAGUGCUGGUGCCCUCCGCCGAUCCAUGACUGUCCAGUCACUUAGAGCAGCCUCUGGUGGUGGUGGAGUUGUUGAUCACCAGAAGGGAAAAAUUGCUUCUGAUAAAGUUUCAAUGCCAGAUACCUUGGGACAUUCAGUUGGCCUGGAACGAUUUGAGCUGUUAGCUAAACUUGCAGGAAAUGAGGAUCCUUUCGAAAUGAAUGUGAAAAAGAGGGCAAAGGGAACAAAAGAUGAACCUACCUUAAUUCCUUCUAUGUACGAGAAGCGACUGGUUGGUUGUAUAUGCGAGGAGGAUGCAGUGAGCAUAAACUGGAUGUACUUACACAAGGGAGAACCCAAACGGUGUGAGUGUGGCUACUGGUUUAAGCUGUCGGAGCUUAAACACUAACAUUUCUGAAAAACUCAACGAGACAACUUUGUUCAGUUUGUUACAUCUACAUCUUAGGAAGACCAAGUGAUGCUUUUGGACUGAAUGUUGAGAACAAGACUUAGGUUGCUAAUGCUGUUCAUAUGUCCAGAAGAGCGAAAAUCACUUUUUCCAUUAGAAUUUACUUUGAUAUUUUUUCUUUUGUGUAAAAGAGUUUGCAACAAAAAAUGAAAAAUAAACAUUUGUUGGGUUAUUUGAA